AUGGAGAUCACUACGGGAACCUCGGCUGUGAGAGACAUACGGAUAGAGCGUAUCGGACUCGGAUUAGAUGAUCGCCUGGAGCCGCGUGAUAGUUCACAGGGAAUGGUUGGACAAGGCAAAGCCAGAAAGGCUGCCGGUCUCAUCGUAAAGAUGGUUCAAGAUGGACGAAUAUCAGGCAAAGCCAUUCUCAUGGCAGGUCCUCCGAGUUCUGGAAAGACUGCCAUUGCCAUGGGAAUGGCGCAAAGUCUGGGAAAUGAUGUCCCUUUCACAAUGAUCGCUGCUAGCGAAGUGUUCUCGUUAUCCAUGUCAAAAACAGAGGCUUUAACUCAGGCGUUCCGCCGAAGUAUUGGCAUACGAAUCAAGGAGGAGACAGAGAUCAUUGAAGGAGAGAUUGCUACGAAAACUGGCAAGCUCACGAUUAAAACCACAGACAUGGCAACUGUAUAUGACCUUGGAUCCAAAAUGAUCGACUCCCUAGCCAAAGAGAAGAUUUUGGCGGGUGAUGUCGUGUCUAUCGACAAGUCUUCAGGAAGGAUCACCAAGUUGGGAAGAUCCUUCUCAAGAGCACGCGACUAUGACGCUACAGGUGCCGACACCAAAUUCGUUCCGACUCCGGAAAAGGAGGUUCAGAAGAGAAAAGAAGUUGUCCAUACCGUCUCGCUACACGAAAUAGAUGUCAUCAACAGCCGAACACAAGGUUUCUUGGCUCUGUUUGCAGGAGAUACAGGAGAAAUCAAGCCCGAGCUAAGGGAGCAGAUCAAUAACAAAAUUGGCGAAUGGAAGGAAGAAGGCAAGGCGGAAAUCGUACCGGGAGUGCUCUUUAUUGAUGAAGUUCACAUGCUCGAUAUCGAAUGUUUCUCCUUCCUCAACCGUGCUCUCGAAGACGAGCUUGCCCCACUAGUCAUUAUGGCGUCCAAUCGGGGGAUGGCUACCAUCCGUGGAACCACAUUCCGUUCCCCCCACGGUCUACCUGUAGAUUUACUGGAUCGUGUCCUCAUCAUCUCGACACAACCGUACACAGCAGCUGACAUGGAGCAAAUCAUCAAGAUACGAUGCCAGGAAGAAGAUGUAGAGCUAUCAGCGGACGCUUUAACAGCAUUAGCUACGCUGGCUACUCAAACCACCCUACGAUAUGCCCUCAACCUAAUCAGUACCGCCCAAGUCAUCGCCCGAAAGAGGAAGAGCGCCAUCGUAGAUACAGAGGACGUGAGAAAGUGCUACGCGUACUUCCUCGAUGAAAAGAGAAGCACACAGUGGCUAAAAGAACAACAAGGUUCUCUUGUAUUUGACUCCACGUAUGAUCCUGAUGUUACAAUGGCAACGGCCUAG
Messenger RNA from Acaulospora colombiana, 1329 nucleotides. The record is from the annotation of a GenBank genome assembly. Lineage: Eukaryota; Fungi; Glomeromycota; Glomeromycetes; Diversisporales; Acaulosporaceae.